CCACGGAGGUGGGGGGAACUGGCGGUUGCGGAGAGAAGAGUGCGAGGGAGGGAAGACGCAAGCCGUCACGGUGGCGCAACGCCGGCCACCAGCGAGGGAGCCAUUCGAAUCGCCGGCCACCGCUGCGCCCCGAACCCACCUCGCUCACCGCACCGCAUGCUCGCUCGCUCAGGCCGCGGGUGAUCGAUCGACCGAUGGCGAGCUCGCUGGCCCGCAUGGGAGCGGCGCUGCCCCGCGCGCGACCGCGCCCGCGCGCCGCGGCGAGGUUCCCGCCACCGGGGCGGUGGGACUCCUCCGCGGCGGCGCCCUGGGCCUGCCGCCGCGCUCCGAUGUACGGUUUCAGAUGUCAAGUUCACUCUGAUGUCAAAGUAGGCCCGACAUCAGGAUUAAAAGAUGGGGGAAAUUCUUCUGAAAAUUGGAGGAUCAAGAUGCUCUAUGACGGUGAUUGUCCACUAUGUAUGCGUGAGGUAAACAUGCUGAGGGAAAGAAACAAAUCCUAUGGAGCUAUAAAAUUUGUUGACAUAAGCUCGAAAGAUUAUUCUCCACAGGACAAUCAGAACCUUGAUUAUGAAACUGCCAUGGGGAGGAUACAUGCUAUACUUUCAGAUGGAACCGUAGUCACAGAUGUUGAGGCAUUUAGAAGGUUGUAUGAGGAAGUGGGACUUGGUUGGGUUUAUGCUGUUACUAAGUAUGAGCCUGUAGCUGCAAUAGCAAAUGCAAUAUAUGGUGUGUGGGCCAAAUACCGUAUGCAAAUUACAGGUCGACCUCCACUAGAGGAGAUAAUGGAGUCCAGAAAACAAGCAGCCGAAUGCAAAGACGAUAAAGUGUGCAAAAUGUGAGCAACGAAACAUUGGCCUGCUCUGCUGCAUAAUGCUUCCCUACAUACGCUUAGGUAGACACACAUACAUAACUAAUCUUACCAGGCAUUAUCAUUAUGCCUAGUGCUAUGGAUAAGAUUACGGAAACGAUGAUACAGUAAUUUGCCUGAGAUGUAACAGUGGUAUUUGUCCAAAUCAACGAUAAAUAAAUCUCCAGAAAAAUAUUAAA
Messenger RNA from Oryza brachyantha (malo sina), 1047 nucleotides. RefSeq lists its product as uncharacterized. The transcript has 8 exons. NCBI's taxonomy places the organism in Eukaryota, Viridiplantae, Streptophyta, Magnoliopsida, Poales, Poaceae. Gene Ontology annotation, molecular function: protein-disulfide reductase activity. The record is from RefSeq and is a predicted model, not a curated record. The coding region runs from base 195 to 839 and encodes 214 amino acids.